GAAAAAAAAAACUGCGAAAGUAUACAUAUAACGUAUUGGUUACACCGCGGUGAUGAAGUGAAGAGGGAGCUUCUCGGAGAAGUCUACACCGUCGUAUCUGGAGGAGUGAAGCCGCUGGACUGGAGUACGCCGGAGAAGAAGGGAAGCUUGCCGGAGAAGAAAACCAGGCCGCCGGACCAAGCCACUGCCGCAGUCGCCGUUCGCCUGGAUCGUCGUGUUGUGUCUACAUCACCAUCGGAGAAGAGGGUCAAGGUCCCGCUACUUGAUUCGUGCUGUUGUUGCCGCCGGAAGUGCAGCCCUGCGAUUAGUGGUCGGCAUCAGGUUGACAACGGAAAGGUGAUUUGUGUGAGGAGGAAAGUAAGAGACUUAACUAGGGGUACUCGGAGCUCAGAUGAUUAUCCUUUGGAUGAUGAUAUGCAUGCUUGAGUUCUUGAGGGCGGUAUUUAGAGACAUCUUCAUCAAUAAGACUUUACUUUAAGAACUUUUGGUUUAAGAACAUGUAAUGGACAUCUUUACUUUUCUAUUUCCCACACUUUAGAAUAUUUGGACAAGUAUUUUUGGUUAGCAUGUGCACUUAGCUAUGGGUGUGCUAAGUGUGGCGGUAACACGCUCAAUUUCCUUUUUGUUAUUCCGCUGCAACAUUUUAAGUAUUUCCAAAUAAAAUUCAUCAUUUC
Cuscuta europaea is the source of this 674-nucleotide messenger RNA. The record is from the annotation of a GenBank genome assembly. NCBI's taxonomy places the organism in Eukaryota, Viridiplantae, Streptophyta, Magnoliopsida, Solanales, Convolvulaceae.